AUGACCGCGUCAUUUGAGUUAAGACUUUUUCAUUACUUGCACAUCAGUGCUCUAGAAAAAAGACAUGUUGUCGAGCCCAUCGAUUGCAGCUUUGCAUGUAUACAAAAUGUGUUCUGUGUCUCAUUAAAUGUUGCUGCCGUUGCUGAUGGAAAAGGGAAGUAUUGGUGCGAACUUCUGUCGUCCAACAUCCACAGCGAUGGUGCAAAACUAGCGGCAAAUUAUCAAUCACACCACUACAGCCUUUCGCAGAAUUCUUGUGGCGCUGAAAUCUGCUCGAGUCAUGGGAAGUGUAGAGCAAUAUCAUUUAGAGACGGACCCUUCGAGUGCGUCUGUCAUCCCGGAUAUGUUGGAAAACAUUGUGAAAUUGGUGAAUAG
Pocillopora verrucosa is the source of this 375-nucleotide messenger RNA. RefSeq names its product pancreatic secretory granule membrane major glycoprotein GP2-like. The record is from RefSeq and is a predicted model, not a curated record. NCBI's taxonomy places the organism in Eukaryota, Metazoa, Cnidaria, Anthozoa, Scleractinia, Pocilloporidae.